AUGAAGAGGAGUGGGUCUAGGAAGAACGAUGAAUCCGACGAUCGAGGGGCUCCGUGGGACGAUAAUAUCCCUACGCACGCCGGCCCCGAUGGGGAUCCGAGGUCGACCAUGUCGGCAAAGGAGAGGGCUGCGCACGAUCGAGGCACCCGUCGGGCGAGGAUCACGCUGGUGGCGUUGGUCGUGUUCUGCUGCAUCCUCAAGCUGACCAGGCCGCUGUACGGUCCUUAUAUCGAUCGUUUCGGGGUAAACAACGAUCAGAGCAUGAUGGAGAGGUUCGGGUCUCACCUGGAGGAGCGGGCGAGGCGGAACAACCUUGACCUGAACCCUCGCCCCUGGGGGCACAAGCCGGACAAGGACGAAGACGAGGCAAAAAAGAGGAGGCGGUUUGAGGGAAACAGAGGGACGCAGACGUAG
Micromonas commoda is the source of this 414-nucleotide messenger RNA. RefSeq lists its product with no specific name. The record is from RefSeq and is a predicted model, not a curated record. The coding region runs from base 1 to 414 and encodes 137 amino acids. Lineage: Eukaryota; Viridiplantae; Chlorophyta; Mamiellophyceae; Mamiellales; Mamiellaceae. The transcript has a single exon.